GGAGAAAGAAAGGAGGGUUAGGAGGGAAGUCUCUGGGAAAGAGGUUGGAACACCCUCUCCAUCUCUCUCUCUCUCUCUCUCUCUCUCUCUCUCUCUCUCGCUCUUUCCUUUUGUCCUUUCUGUACUCUAAUUCCCCAAAUCCAUGGUGGCUUAGACACGCUAAAAAUUCCAUUUCUCAACGUCUUCUUCUUCCUAAACCCUUUUCUUAUUUCCCUUAAAUCACCCCCUCCCAUUUCACGCCUUUCUGGGUAUUGGGUAUUUUUUUAUUAUUAUUUUUUUUUGAAAAUUUUUUUGCUCUCAUACAAAUAGCUUCUCUGUCUCUGUCUCUGUCUCUCUCUCUCUCACCAAAAAAAAAAAAAAUCGAACUUUCUCUCGGAUAUUGAUACCCUUUUGGAUUUCUUUCCGGGAUAACCAAAUUUUCCCGGCAAAACUGCGUGGGGAGCUUCGGAAUUCAAAUUGGCUCGGGUAGAAUUUUGGAUCUUGGGUUACGAUCGCGUUUUUCGUGUUUACCGUUUGGAGAGGGAAAAAAAAAAGUUUCUGAUUGUUUGACCAGUAUUUUCCUCAACUCCGAUCGAAGUUUUUCUGCGAUUUUUUUUUUUGUUUUAUUCAUGGGUAAUUGUUGUGCAAUCCCAGAAUCACAUGGAAAGAAAGAUAAAAAAACGAAACAAAACCCAUUUGCCAUAGAAUUCAAUGCCAACCACCACCAAGGAAAUGGUGGAAGCAAGUUCCACGUGUUGAAGGACCCGACUGGCCGUGAAAUCGAGCUCAGCUACGAACUGGGUCGGGAGCUCGGAAGGGGAGAGUUCGGAAUUACCUACCUUUGCACCGAUAAAGGAACUGGGGAUAAGUUCGCUUGCAAAUCGAUAUCGAAGAAGAAGCUUAGAACCGCUGUGGAUAUUGAUGAUGUGAGGAGGGAGGUCGAGAUCAUGAAGCACAUGCCUAAGCACCCCAACAUAGUGAGCUUGAAAGACACGUAUGAGGACGAGAAUGCGGUCCAUCUGGUUAUGGAGCUCUGCGAGGGCGGAGAAUUGUUUGAUCGGAUCGUCGCCAGAGGCCAUUACACAGAGCGUGCCGCUGCUGCUGUCACCAAGACCAUCGUGGAAGUUGUUCAGGUAUGUCACAAAAAUGGUGUGAUGCAUCGGGAUCUCAAACCCGAGAACUUUCUGUUUGGAAACAAGAAGGAAACAGCACCUUUGAAGGCAAUUGAUUUUGGUUUAUCUGUCUUCUUUAAACCUGGUGAAAGAUUCACUGAGAUUGUUGGAAGCCCUUAUUACAUGGCUCCUGAGGUGCUAAAAAGGAAUUAUGGCCCAGAAGUAGAUGUAUGGAGUGCUGGAGUAAUUCUAUACAUCUUACUUUGUGGUGUUCCUCCUUUUUGGGCAGAAACUGAACAGGGAGUUGCACAAGCAAUUAUAAGGUCUGUUGUGGAUUUUAAAAGGGAUCCUUGGCCUAAAGUUUCUGAUAAUGCAAAAGAUCUUGUGAAAAAGAUGCUUGAUCCUGAUCCAAAGCGCCGUCUUACAGCUCAGGAAGUGCUAGAUCAUCCUUGGUUACAAAAUGCAAAGAAAGCUCCAAAUGUUUCUUUGGGUGAAACUGUAAAAGCAAGGCUCAAGCAGUUCUCUGUAAUGAACAAGCUCAAGAAAAAAGCAUUGAAGGUUAUAGCUGAACAUUUGUCAGUGGAGGAAGUUGCUGGCAUAAAGGAAGGAUUUAAGCUAAUGGAUACUAAUAACAAUGGAAAGAUUAACCUUGAAGAGUUGAGAAUUGGGUUGCAUAAACUUGGCCAUCAAAUUCCUGAGUCAGAUGCUCGAAUUCUAAUGGAAGCUGGUGAUGUGGAUAAGGAUGGACAUCUAGACUACGGAGAAUUUGUGGCAAUUUCCAUGCACUUAAGAAAGAUGGGCAAUGAUGAUGAACACCUCCAUAAAGCCUUUGAAUUCUUGGAUCAAAACAAGACUGGGUAUAUAGAAAUUGAAGAGCUACGACAUGCCUUGGCUGAUGAAAUUUAUGACAACGGUGAAGAAGUCAUCAAUGCCAUCAUGCAUGAUGUGGACACAGACAAGGAUGGACGCAUAAGUUACGAGGAAUUUUCUGCUAUGAUGAAGGCCGGGACGGAUUGGAGAAAAGCAUCAAGGCAGUACUCGCGAGAGCGGUUCAACAGUCUGAGUGAGAAGUUGAUGCAGGAUGGAUCUUUGCAGUUGAACAAUCAAUAAGAUUUUAGAUUUAUUACUGAAAGAAUGACACAAGAAGCUUACUCGUGGCAAGAUGCACAUUGAGGAAAAGAAUCUUUGAUUUUUUUUUUUUUUUUUUUUUUUCUCCCCGGUUGAUGUUGUUGUCGUGUUUUUUUUUUUUUUUGUUUUUUGUAAUUCUUUUUCUUGUUCCAUCCUGUUCUAAUUUGCUCACUGUCAAUUUUUUUUUUAAAACUUCUUUAGAACGUGUUGUCUUAUUUUUGGUCCCUCAGAUGGGUCAGGUUAAGUAGGAUAAGGGCCCCAUGAGGUUAAUUUGAUAAUAUGAUUUGGGUGUUGGGAAGUGUUUCAAUUUGUUUGGUGUGAGGGGUGUUUGGAAAGGAGGGAGGAAUGCGUUGUAAAAGAAAGAAGGGAAAUUGCUUAUAUGUGGUUGUAAAUAUGUUUUAAAAAAACAAAAAAUUGGCAUAUAAAUGUUCUACAAAACUCAAAUCUUUCUUGCA
Molecule: messenger RNA, 2674 nt
Organism: Ziziphus jujuba (common jujube)
Lineage: Eukaryota; Viridiplantae; Streptophyta; Magnoliopsida; Rosales; Rhamnaceae
Product: calcium-dependent protein kinase 32
Exons: 8
Coding region: 609-2201 (530 amino acids)
Biological process (GO): intracellular signal transduction; protein autophosphorylation; peptidyl-serine phosphorylation
Cellular component (GO): nucleus; cytoplasm
Molecular function (GO): calcium ion binding; calmodulin binding; calcium-dependent protein serine/threonine kinase activity
Source: RefSeq, a predicted model, not a curated record